AUGGAAAAGGAGAUAAUCAGCCGAUAUCCGGCUUUCGCUAAGGAAAACAUAACGCGAACCUACGAGCUACCGUAUCUGGACGAACCGCCAGGAGGUGGCAUCGUCGGUGGAAGGAUAAGAGUGCUAUCCAGUACAGCUAUAAAUAACGUAACCUACCUAUCCGAAAAUGAAAUACUGAGUAAUUCCAGCGUUGAGUUUGAAUGGUCCAACGACACCAUAACAAAUUCAACAUUUGCAACAACAAUAGCAAGAUUUGAGUCGAUAGAUAACACAACAGACGUGGACAACUACACAUUGAUAUCCAAUCUCUUUGUCUUCGACGAUCUCAAUGAGUACAUAAAAAGAUUGAAUUACAGUGUAUUGAAUCUCACCACUUACUACGACUCUGGAAUAGGUCUCAAUUCGACGAAAGUUAAUGACACAUGUGGCGCGACUAAUGAAACUAGUGAUGUUAAUUCCGAGUGCAAUGCUAGUCAGGAGAAGUCCUCGGUUAACAACUGGUGGGCUUUGAUUCUCGUUAUUGUACCGUGUUUAACGCUGUUCGGAAAUGUACUCGUUAUACUUGCUGUUUUUGGCACUUGCUGA
Diachasma alloeum is the source of this 585-nucleotide messenger RNA. RefSeq lists its product as uncharacterized. The transcript has 2 exons. NCBI's taxonomy places the organism in Eukaryota, Metazoa, Arthropoda, Insecta, Hymenoptera, Braconidae. The coding region runs from base 1 to 585 and encodes 194 amino acids. The record is from RefSeq and is a predicted model, not a curated record.